Molecule: messenger RNA, 1182 nt
Organism: Trichoderma asperellum CBS 433.97
Lineage: Eukaryota; Fungi; Ascomycota; Sordariomycetes; Hypocreales; Hypocreaceae
Source: RefSeq, a predicted model, not a curated record
GAUUCUACGGUCACCAGCGAGGUGGAAUCCAAAUGGAUACACCGGGACAAACUGGCACAGAUAGAAAGCGAGGAGCUGCAGGCAGCUGGCUUUAUCCCCAGGUCACGCGCCCCCAGCAAGCAGCGAAGAGACAAGAGUGCCCGGCGGGGCACCGACGCCGGUGAGCAUCUCCGAUUGAAGCAAGAUCAGGUACCCGAGUCUGGAGAGGCCUCGAAAUCUGCUUUGGACCUGAGAACCCCGGAAGAGGCGGCGGAUGAACAGGAGAACAACUCUGCGCAAAACGCAAAGGGGGGAUCUCGGAUACCUGUUCCCAAGGUGAGUCAAGCAACACAUGCACCACAGGUGCCAUGCCGGGCCAGCAUUGGCACACGCUCCAGGAGUGCCAGUGCCACUCUCAGAGAACUGACCACCAACAUCCCUCCCGAGAAGCCUAAGCCGGCGCAGCGCUCUGCUACAGAAACUUCCCCCAAGAAGAUUGGAGCCGCUGGCCGCAAGAACUCGGAGCCGGCAAACGCGAAGCCGAAGACGGCGGCUGGUAGACCCAAGACUCGCUCAGGUCCCAGCAAAGAUUCUACAACUACACGACCUACUACACGCUCCGGAGAGGCUUCUCUGAGCAGUAGCCGUCAGCCCGAGGGCAACCCACCAUGGAUGGUUAAUAGCUACAAUCCCGAUCCUCGUCUGCCACCCGAAAAGCAACUCAUUCCCACCGUCGCAAGGAGACUUCAGCAAGAGAAGUGGGAGCAAGAGGGCACAUUUGGUACUGCUUAUGAUAAGGACUUCCGACCCUUGAACGACAGCUCGCUGGUGCGAGAGAAUUCCAUGCCGUUGGGAGAGCGAGAGCCUAAGCAGGAACCUCCAGCUCAAGAGGAGAUGGAGAUACGAGCACAAACACCCGAAGCAGGGACGUCGGAUGAGUGGCCGCUCAAGGCGGAAGCUCCCAAGAGCCCUCCUCAGAUGCGGCUGGGCUCAUCCUAUUCCACGAUGCCCAAGAUCUCAGACAUGCAAACACCAAAGAGCCCUCUCCCUGGCCAACGACCCCCCAUGACUCCUCAAGGAACCCAAGGAACAGCUCAGUCUCAGAGCCAGCUCAGCGAGAAGCCCCAGACCCCCCAGAGGAUCCCCGAUGUUCCCGACGACCAAGACCAGAAAGGCGGCUGCGGCUGCUGCGUCGUCAUGUAA